Caenorhabditis elegans is the source of this 362-nucleotide messenger RNA. RefSeq names its product Neuropeptide-Like Protein (gene C23G10.11). NCBI's taxonomy places the organism in Eukaryota, Metazoa, Nematoda, Chromadorea, Rhabditida, Rhabditidae. Bases 47 to 238 code for a protein of 63 amino acids. The transcript is spliced from 2 exons. The record is from RefSeq and is marked reviewed.
AACAUUUACUGUUUUAAAAAUAAAAUUAUAAACUCAAAAUUUCAAAAUGAACUUGAAUAUUCUAGCCGUCCUACUCAUCUUGGUUGUCAUUUUGUCAGAAUGCGAAGCUAGCACACUCCGUGAUAUGUUCACUAAAAACAUCAAAAAGCGUCAGGAAACCACUGGUGGAAUGCAAGCUGCUUACUCGAAGCUUCUCCCUCCACAAGUUUCCGAAUGGUUUUUGAGAAGACACUUCUAAGCAACUUCCUCUCAUUCUGUAUAUAUUUGAAGAAAACACUACGAGCAACACUUUUUCUGAACAUAUCGCUUUCAAUUGUAAAUCUCAACUUUUUUCUGUGAACAAACAUAAAAAUUUAAAGCUG